Penicillium nucicola is the source of this 1422-nucleotide messenger RNA. RefSeq lists its product as uncharacterized. The record is from RefSeq and is a predicted model, not a curated record. The transcript has a single exon. Gene Ontology annotation, molecular function: transmembrane transporter activity. Bases 1 to 1422 code for a protein of 473 amino acids. Gene Ontology annotation, biological process: transmembrane transport. NCBI's taxonomy places the organism in Eukaryota, Fungi, Ascomycota, Eurotiomycetes, Eurotiales, Aspergillaceae.
AUGGCCAUGGACGGUAUCGAACUACGAAGAAUUACACGCCACAAUACACAGCAUUCUGUGUCCUCAGAUGCCGAAAACAUCUUCCCACCACAUAUCAACAGUACCGAUGCGCUCGACGACAUACCUCCAAACGGCGGAUAUGGCUGGGUAUGCACAUUCUGCGCAUUUAUGAUAACAGUGCACACCUGGGGCGUGAAUGGAGCCUGGGGAGUGAUUCUAAACCACUUCCUUCUACAAUCCACAUUUCCCGGCGCAACUCAUCUGGACUAUGCAUUCAUCGGUGGUCUAUCGAUUUCAACCUGCUUGAUAAUCGGUCCUUUGGUGACAAAAACAUACAAGUCCAUCGGAACUACCUUCACACAGCUCCUUGGCACAGGACUCGUUUUCGCCGCCCUUUUCGGGGCAUCAUAUGCUACCAAGGUGUGGCACCUCUUCCUGUCACAGGGCGUCUGUUUCGGUAUCGGGAUGGGCUUCUUAUAUCUCACCAGCAUGGCAGUCCUACCACCCUGGUUCUCAACAAAGCGAAGCCUCGCCAUUGGCAUUGCUGCCUCUGGCUCCGGGGUCGGCGGCCUCAUCUACAACCUGGGAGUUGGACGGGCCAUCGAAACCCUGGGUGUAGGAACAACCUACCGAGUUCUGGCAUUCUGCACCUUGGGUGCUAAUACGAUCUCCUCAAUUCUAAUGAAAGAACGGAAAGAAGCCCGCUCGGCUAUGCCGCAGCGAACUGUCAAUUACCGUGAGCUAAGCCACUUCGAAGUCUUCCUCUUGAUUCUUUGGGGUGUUGCUACUGAGUUUGGAUACAUUGCUCUUUGGUACUCGCUGCCAAACUAUGCUUCCUCCAUUGGACUCAAUCCACAGCAAGGCUCCGUCGCGGGCGCUAUCAUGAAUCUGGGUCUUGUCAUUGGCCGGCCGAUUGUCGGACAUGCCAGUGAUACAUUUGGCCGCAUCACCAUCUCGAUGAUGAUGACUGCGCUGUGUGGGUUGCUUUGCUUUGCCAUUUGGAUUCCGGCGCAUUCUUACGCUUUGUUGCUCGUCUUUGCGGUUUUGGUCGGCACUGUCUGUGGCACGUUCUGGGGUACUAUCACCCCUGUCAUGGCUGAAGUGGUUGGGUUGAAUCGAUUGCCUUCCACUUUUACUUUGAUCUGUCUUGCUCUGGUGAUUCCUACUACUGUUGCUGAGCCGGUCGCUCUGAGUCUGGUUGCUACCUCGGGGUACUUGAGCACCCAGGUGUAUGUAGCGUGCAUGUUUAUGCUUGGAUCGUUGAGUCUGUGGGUACUGCGUUCUUGGAAGAUCUACGAGCUUGAGAUGAAAGCAUCGAGGGAGCGAAAAGGUGAUGCUGUUUCUAGUCAGGCCUUGGCUGCGGUUCCUAGUUACUUUGCCUGGGUUCGACCCCGUAAGCUUUUCCUUUACGGACGCGUUUAA